GGGAUAGAAUUGUCAGCAUUUCCCGUUUGUGGAAUGCAGUUUAUGGCUGAGACUAUCCGAUCAAGUAGUGUAACAAACAUAAAAAGAUAUGUUUGCCAUUUAGCUAUUGGCGAAGCUGCAGUUUUGUUAAAGUGAAGAAUCGAUUAUAAUUGAACUGAAGAGAUGGCCGGCUUCAGCGGUGUUAUGAAACUACGGGUCAUAGAGGCCUUGGAAUUGGAUUUGAAGCACAUCCGCUCGCAGUUCGGCAAGGGAAAACUCGCCUCAAUUGAUCCUUUCCUUCAGGUUAACGUUGACGAUGAAAAUAUUGCAAGGACUGCAGCCAAGUCAAGGACACUAUCCCCUUUCUGGAAUGAAGAGUUUACAGCGACACUUCAUAACGCAAAGUGCUUGAGUUUGACAGUGUUUCAUAGUGCGGUAGUAGGGCCUGACCCAUUCGUUGCAAACAUAAGCGUGCCAUUGCAAGAAAUUAUUCGACAUCAAGAAGGCCAACCGGAUUUGUGGAUUCUUCUUGAGCCUGCGGGCAAAAUUCACGUGUUUAUUGAACUAAAAUCUGGACACCAAGGUGAUCCAGAGAAGAAACCAUUUAACCCUUCAAGUAGUUAUUUUGGUCGCAAGGCGAAAAGACGGAAUGCUGUCCGGAGAAGAGUACACCAAGUCAAUGGGCACAAAUUUAUGGCAACUUACUUACGACAGCCUACCUUCUGUUCCCAAUGUUCCGAUUUCAUCUAUGGGUUAGUCAACAAACAAGGCUACCAGUGCCAAGUUUGCUCCUGUGUUGUUCACAAGCGUUGUCAUAAAGAUGUUGUCAUUCAGUGCUCCGGAGCAAAGCAAGAGAAAAACGCUGCCAUCCCUUCAGGAUUUUCUAUCGAUGUUCCACAUAAGUUCGCCGUCUACAAUUACCUCAGACCAACUUUUUGUGAGCACUGUGGCUCGCUUCUGUAUGGACUCAUGAGGCAAGGCAUGAAAUGCUCUUCAUGUGAAAUGAACGUUCAUAAACGAUGUCAUCAUCUUGUUCCAAACAACUGUGGUGUCGAUUUAGCCAAAAUGGCGAAACACUUGGCAGAACUAGGCCUCUCGGGUGACAAGCUCAACCGUGAAAACAGCAACAUAAUAUCAGUAAUUAGUCCGGGAUCUAAAGGUGGCAAAGACAGAAAAGUCAGUACCGAGUCGGCACCUGGCAAUCUUCAGCGACACAGAAAUGGACUAGAUAUCUCAUAUCAAGGAGACAGAGAGAUCAAAGUAUCGGAAAAUCAGCUGUCUAUGUCGCCAGGAGAGAAACGAAAGCAGAUGUUAAUUGAACAGUCAAAACUCGGCCUAAGUUCAUUUAAGUUUCUUAAAGUUAUUGGGAAAGGAAGUUUCGGCAAGGUAAUGUUAGCUGAAAGGAGAGGCACUAGCGAACAUUAUGCAAUAAAAGUUUUAAAAAAAGAAGCGAUUAUUCAAGACGACGACAUGGAUUGUGUCCUAACAGAGAAACGAGUCCUUGCACUUGCGGGGGAGCACCCAUACCUUACUUCACUGCACUCAUGUUUUCAAACGGCGGACCGACUGUUUUUCGUCAUGGAGUACGUAAAUGGGGGUGACUUAAUGUUCCAGAUUCAAAAAGCAAACAAAUUCGACGAGACCAGAUCAAGGUUUUAUGGUGCGGAAAUUACACUUGGUCUGCAAUUCCUUCAUCGCAAGGGUAUUAUUUAUAGAGAUUUAAAACUCGACAACGUGUUACUGGAUCACGAAGGUCACGUGAAAUUAGCUGAUUUUGGAAUGUGCAAGGAUGGUAUGCAAGAGAACGGCAAAACGGGAACCUUUUGUGGCACACCGGAUUAUAUCGCUCCAGAGAUUCUUCGCGAGGAACCAUACGGAUCCUCGGUCGACUGGUGGGCACUUGGAGUUUUAAUGUAUGAAAUGAUGGCAGGAUUGCCUCCAUUUCAAGCAGACAAUGAAGACGACAUGUUUGAGAUUAUUUUACACGAAGAGGUUGAUUACCCUGCAUGGCUUUCAAAGGAGGCUGUCUCCAUUUUAAAAGGAUUGAUGACCAAGAACCCAGACAGACGUCUUGGCUGCGUACCUGGAAUUGGCGAAGUGGCGAUUAAUAAGCAUCCGUUUUUUGCAUACGUUGACUGGCGGAAGUUAGAAGCGCGACAAGUCAGACCCCCAUUUCAACCCCAGAUUAAAUCAAGCACUGAUGUCGAUAACUUUGAUAAGGAUUUCACUAGAGAAGAACCAAAGUUGACGCCUACUGAUAAAAGUGUCAUUAAAUCUAUCUCCCAAGAAGAGUUCAAAAAUUUCUCAUAUGAAAAUCCCAAUUUUGUUUAAUAUCUUUAAUUAUUGUAUUUGACAGAUGUACAUAAAAUCUUAUUGGAAUAAAAUGGUUUUAGGUGUAGCUGUUAAUAAUCUUAUUCUUUAUUAAACGUAGUAUUUUUGAUUAGCCAGAAUAGUCAUAAUUUGAAACCAACUCAACCUUUCUUCUGGAUUCUUGUAGAAUAUUUUCUUAGCGUAUUCGCAUUUUCCCUUUUUUUAACGUAAAUAGCCAUCUUAACCUUGAUAUCCUAUUUGAGAGAUAUUUUCAGUUUGUCCACCUGUUUCAUCUUGUUGUCUUUGUGAGGCCCCUAAACAUUUCCUGAACCCCUCCAUUAAUUGACCCUCGCUCCCGUGUUUUAUUAGAAAAGCUACUUGAACACCACGGAGCGAAUUUCACUGUCGCUUUUAUGAUAAGCAAGUUUUUUAUUUGAAGAUUAGUAAAGCUUUGAUCGGCAUCAAGCUACCUGAUUUUUAUCAUUGCAUUUCUUCUUCAUCUUUCCUCAUCCAGCUUCGUUUACGCGUCAUGUUUUCACACAAGUAGGAAUUGUUUGUGUCAUUUUGGCCUCCACAGACUUGAGGUGAAAUAGGUUAUAUGGUCUUACCUUUAUAAGGAUUCACAGGAUCCUUGACACUAACAAAGUAUCUUUUCGUUUACUCUUACAUGAUCAUAGAUCGACUUCUUUUAUUCUUGUGUUAAUUUCUCUCCGUUAUAGCGAACCAUUCCUUAACGCCAAUUUUAUUUACAAAGAUUGCGAUUAAAUUGCUCCUUUAUAUCUGCAAAUAACUUAAAAACAUCCGAUGCUGAGCUUACCAGGGGACAAGGCCAGCCCAGUCAGGGCUUUGGCCAACAACUGUGUCAAUUGAUUUCAUGAAUUUCGUCACCGAAAUAAAAUUGCAAAAUCCGACAGCCCCUCAGUGCCAGAUUGAUAGGCUUCCUUUCAAGCGAGACUAUCGAAGUCAAUUCUUAUGUUUAGUUUGUCAUACGACAUUGAAUAGACUGGCAGUUAAACAUUUGGAAGAUUGAACCUUAAGUUUGAUCUACCAUUUUGUUGCUGAUUAUAGGAAAUGCAAGGCACGAAGGUCCUAGUCGAAGAGGGGCGGUCUCGUAAAAACCUUUACAAUUAGGCAUCAGAUGAUAAUAUUAGCAAAACAUUUAUGUUUUCAACAGAUUUCUACUGUUUUUUUCCGACCAUAUCUUCUUUAGCUAAACAGAUAUAGACAGAGUAACUAAAUUACAAUGUAAUUGUCUAUGUUUACCAUAACAAGCUGUUAUUGAAAAUUCUUCCUAAAGGUAGUAUGAAGUAGUCUGAACUCAUAUUUUAUAAGCUAGUAACGAUUAUGCUGCCUGUCAACGAACAUGUCUGUAUCAACCAGUUUUAAAGUUAGAUCUUUUUUAUUCUACCUAGUAGUCUAGUUGUAACCAAUGUAAUCAGUUGUUAUUGCUACUAGCAUUGUUCAGUUGUAGUUAAGGACUUGGUUCACCUGUCUUUCAUUGCAAAGAUAUCUUCUUUGA
This is a messenger RNA of Rhopilema esculentum, 3808 nucleotides long. RefSeq names its product calcium-independent protein kinase C. Gene Ontology annotation, molecular function: ATP binding; diacylglycerol-dependent serine/threonine kinase activity. Gene Ontology annotation, biological process: protein phosphorylation. NCBI's taxonomy places the organism in Eukaryota, Metazoa, Cnidaria, Scyphozoa, Rhizostomeae, Rhizostomatidae. The record is from RefSeq and is a predicted model, not a curated record.